GGUCACACUGUUACCAACACUCUUGCUGUUGUUUUUUGUUUUGUUUUUAGACUGCGAUUUUAACAAUUUUAAUCCAAAUACGUUGCAAAAAUGCUGACUGACCGUGUGAUAGCCACCAAGGAGGCACUGGUUGUGGCCUUGGGCGACAACUGGGAGCGCUACAGAGCCAACAUGAAGAAUUGGUUUCGCAAUCGCUGGACCAAAGAGGAAUUCGACUGCGAGUGCCGAAAGAUCAUGUCGCCGGACAAGUUGCAUCUGCACAACCAGUUUCUGCUGGCGCUGCUGAACAAGAUCGAUGCAUUUGCACCCGUAGAGACAACGCCGCCGCUGCAGGCCAGCAACAGCAACCGCAGCAAGCGGCGGAAGCGCAGCACGCGGACCUUUGCGGAACGUUUAAAUUUUGAAAUUUUGGAGGUGCUGGAUUUUGUGGCCGAGGACAAUAUGCAAGUGAUACGACCACCGCCCACCGUGAGUGGUGAUCAGCCGAUGCAGCAGCAUCCGCCCACUCAACGUUAUUGCGCCCAGGAGUUGUUCCUGCCCGAUGCGGGCUUCAUUAUGGGCCGCUUCCUCAUCGGCGCUUGGGAGAUUGGUCUUGUGUCCGUGGACGACAAUGUGGCCGAGUAUGUGGCCAUGGCAGUGCAAGUGCUGCUCAAGGAUCUGCUGGGCACCAUCAUCAAGAAGCGCAAACACUACAAAACCAGCGGCGAAGGCAACUUUUACUACGAUGUCGGCGCCCCACUGCGAGAUCCCGCUCUCAGGAACACUGUGACCCGCCAGAAGGUGGACGACACACCCCUAGAGCUGGACAAGGAGCUGAAUACGGCCAACUUUAUGCGGCGACAAAACGAUGAUGUUAUCUUUCUCUCCGCCUGCGAAGAAGUUGAGCCCAGCGAACGGACGCUCAUCACGCUCAAGGAUUGCCAGCUGGCGUUUAGGGAUCGCAACUUAAUUGGCUCCCAUUCGGUGUACUCAAUCAACAUGGAGCGCUUGAACAUGAUGAUGCAUUAAUCUCAAACCAAAAAGUAUUAUAAAGAAACUUAUUUAAUAUUUCAUGUGGCAGGCAGAGCACAAAGGGUGCGCUUAUAUCGUAUAAAGAAUUCCCUUAACACAA
Molecule: messenger RNA, 1111 nt
Organism: Drosophila subobscura
Lineage: Eukaryota; Metazoa; Arthropoda; Insecta; Diptera; Drosophilidae
Gene: Ada1-2
Product: transcriptional adapter 1
Exons: 2
Coding region: 91-1008 (305 amino acids)
Biological process (GO): regulation of transcription by RNA polymerase II
Cellular component (GO): SAGA complex
Molecular function (GO): transcription coactivator activity
Source: RefSeq, a predicted model, not a curated record